This is a messenger RNA of Gasterosteus aculeatus aculeatus (three-spined stickleback), 2496 nucleotides long. It is a transcript of the gene cdyl, whose product is annotated as chromodomain protein, Y-like. The record is from RefSeq and is a predicted model, not a curated record. Gene Ontology annotation, cellular component: nucleus. Gene Ontology annotation, molecular function: transcription corepressor activity. NCBI's taxonomy places the organism in Eukaryota, Metazoa, Chordata, Actinopteri, Perciformes, Gasterosteidae.
AGAUGGCAACUAACGUCACUUGACAGUGAUAAACAGCUUGUUGGACUUUUAUUCUGAACGUUAGUGAGUCAAACCGGAUGCCUCGUCAUGCUGCUGUACUAACGGCUAGCAGCUAGUUGACUGUGAUUAACGGUGCAGAGCGGACGGAGAUCUUCAGCCGUCUCUCAUGCUGUUGCUCGGGUUAAGAAGAAGCUGCUAGAAGCUGCCCGUGCACGCGCACAGUCUCCAUGGCUACGGAAGAGUUCUACGAGGUGGAGCGGAUCGUGGACAAGAGGAAGAACAAGAAGGGGAAGGUGGAGUACCUGGUCAGGUGGAGAGGUUAUGGCUCAGAUGGAGACACCUGGGAGCCUGAGACUCACCUUUCCACCUGUAUGAUCUAUGUCCAUGACUUCAACCGCCGGUACGCCGAGUGGCAGAGGGACACCACCUUACUGCGCUCUACUCGCAGCUUCCCCAGCCACCGCUUUAGCCCCGCCCACAGGUUGCCCUGCAGGCCCCCGCCCUCCGCCACAGCCCGUGGUAACAUCAGCAGUGACAUCAUCGGAGGUUUACCUAGAGUAUAUGAUCAGGGUCAUGUGCCCCCCUCUGGACUGAAGCACCUGACCUCAGCCAGCUCGCAGCAGCGCUUCGGCAGUCUGCUGAUGUCGGCAUCUCCGGCCAGCACGCCCCGCCGCAGCGUGGACCUUUCCAAAACCGGCAUCAAGAUCCUGGUCCCAAAGAGUCCGAUGAACAGCCGCCUGGACUCCGAGAACUUUACCAGCGAGGUGGCUCACAUUCUGGAGGCGGGAGCUCAGGAGGCCCACCUGGUCCCACCCGAGGUCGCCUUGCUAGAGAAACCCGCCGGGGUCCAGCUCGGUCCUGGAGAGGAGAGAGCUCGCAUGGGGACCAGACCCCGUGGCCAGAACCCCCCGCCCCCGCCCCGAGUACCCGUCACACCCGCUGCAAUGCGCUUCCUCGACAGCACUGAUACCUCAGAUACAUCGAUGGAGGUUGUAGCUGCCAAUGGGAUGUCAGGUGGGCACACUGCUGUUACUGGGGCGACCAGUGCAACGGGGAAGCGCCGUCUAGAGGAACGCUCCGUUUUCGACAAACGUCUGAGGUUCAGUGUUCGACAAACGGAGAGCGCUUACCGUUACCGGGACAUUGUGGUGAAGAAACAAGACGGCUUCACUCACAUCCUGCUGUCAACCAAGAGCUCUGAGAACAACACGUUUAACCCUGAGGUGAUGAAGGAGAUCCAGAGUGCUAUGGCGACGGCAGCAUCAGAUGACAGUAAGCUGGUGUUACUUGGCGCCGUUGGCAGCGUCUUCUCUUGCGGCCUGGACUUCCUGUACUUCAUCAGGCGGCUGACGGAGGACAGGAAGAAGGAGAGCAUCAAGAUGGCUGAAACCAUCAGGACCUUCGUCAACACCUUCAUCCAGUUCAGAAAGCCGAUAGUGGCGGCAGUCAAUGGGCCUGCCCACGGCCUGGGUGCCGCCAUCCUGCCUCUCUGCGACGUGGUGUGGGCCAAUGAGAAGGCCUGGUUCCAGACGCCGUACGCCUCCUACGGCCAGACGCCGGACGCCUGCUCCUCCUUUACGUUCCCCCGCAUCAUGGGCCUCGCCUCGGCCAACGAGCUGCUGCUCAGCGGCAGGAAGUUGACAGCGCUGGAGGCGUGUUCUAAAGGGCUGGUGUCUCAGGUGCUGUGGCCGGGGACCUUUACACAGGAAGUGAUGCUGCGGAUCAAAGAGCUGGUGGCGGUCGACUCACAGGUUCUGCGCGAGUCCAAAGCCUUAAUGAGGAACACCAGCCGCAGUGCCCUGGAGCAAGCGAACGAGCGCGAGUGUGAAGCCCUGAAGAGGGUCUGGGGCUCGCUGCAGGGAACCGAUUCCAUCCUGCAGUACCUGCAGAGAAGCACAGAGUUCUGCUAGAACCUGGAUCAGCUCCUCCGACUCAGCAGAUUCUGAGCUGAACGGAAACGUUUCCUCCUUUUUGUUGUAAACAUUUAAGUUAUAAUUUUAUCAGAACAAUGAUGACACAUUUCUGUAUCCUCAUGUUCUCCUUCAAAAUCAGAUGUUUACUCACCUGGAAGGUUCCACGGGGUUCCAUCCAGGUUCCUCUGUUAAGCUAGGCUAGCAGUUCCCCCUGCUACCGGUGUUGGCGCUAAGCUAACAGCCCCGGACCCUCGUGUGAACUGCGUUAGGGUUACAGACAUGAAGCCGGAACAUCCGACAAUGCUGAGAACCAGAGUAUGAAAAAGAGGUGCCCUUUGACCUUCUGGCAGGAGGAAUGACACUGACCUCCAUUUUUGGAUCAGAUGUUUCAGACUCGGGUUUGAUGGUUUCUCCACUCAAAGAAGCCAUCCUUCACCCAGAUGCCUGUAGGGAGCGCUGAUGGACAGCUUUCAUGGGUGUGGCUUGUGCAUCAGAAUCUCAUCAGGUUAUUAAUCAAUUAAACGCAAUCAGUAAAUCUUUUAUUUCAUUUCAAAUGAAUUAAAGUGUUUGUCUACUUUGUAAA